Messenger RNA from Acanthochromis polyacanthus (spiny chromis), 3480 nucleotides. RefSeq names its product family with sequence similarity 83 member B (gene sack1b). NCBI's taxonomy places the organism in Eukaryota, Metazoa, Chordata, Actinopteri, Pomacentridae. The transcript is spliced from 5 exons. Gene Ontology annotation, biological process: epidermal growth factor receptor signaling pathway. Gene Ontology annotation, cellular component: cytoplasm; membrane. The coding region runs from base 128 to 2908 and encodes 926 amino acids. The record is from RefSeq and is a predicted model, not a curated record.
GGCAGAGAGUGUAGCUUCUCCAAAUAUUGAACAUAAGCUGAGCGUGUACAAAUAUAAAAAGGGAUAUUCUGGGAGCAGUCAAGAAGAAGUUCACAAUCUAAAUGUCCUGCUGAAAUAGUCUGGAGCGAUGGAUUCUCCAGAGUUCUCCCUAUUAUCGUCUUUACGGGGAGAGUUUAAAUCAGAAGAUUAUAUCCAACCUCACUAUAAGGAGGCUUAUCGCCUGGCCAUCGACUGCCUGGUGAAAGACGGCAGAGACAGCUACCAGGAGUUUCUCAAGGGAGAACGUGUUGGGAGCUUCCUGUCUGAGGAUGAGAUUCUCUUCAUCACUGCAAAUGUGCAGCAGCUACCACCUCAAAACCACGCAGAGGAAACCAAUGGAGCACCAGACACUCAAUCAUCCUCAGGGACGUAUUGGCCUGUCCACUCAGAUGUGGCCGCACCGAAUUUGGACUUGGGCUGGCCGGAGGUCAUGCACGAAAAGCUGCAGACAAAUAUCGAUCUGCUCUAUCACCCCCCCAGACAAAACAGUCCAACUGUCAAAGAAAUGAUCCGAAAGCGAAUUCAGGAAGCCAGACAGGUUGUUGCCAUUGUGAUGGACAUGUUCACUGAUGCAGACAUAUUCAAGGAAACUGUUGAAGCUUCUAUACGUGGAGUCCCAGUCUACGUGCUUUUGGAUGAUUUCCACUUGAAAAGUUUCCUCAAAAUGGCUGAAAAUCAAGACGUAAAACUUCAACAACUAAGAAACAUGAGGGUGCGCACCGUGAAAGGUCAGGAUUACCUCUGUCAAUCAGGAGCUAAAUUUCACGGGGCAAUGGGGCAGAAGUUUCUUUUAGUCGACUGCCACACUGUGAUUUAUGGCUCAUACAGCUUCACUUGGUCGUUUGAGAAGCUCAAUCUGAGCAUGGUUCAGGUCAUCACAGGCCAUCUGGUGAAGUCCUACGAUGAGGAGUUUCGAACACUCUACGCCCGCUCGACUGUGCCAGCUGAACUGCGUUCCUCAGAGGCCUUGUUUCAACGCAACGGGCCACAUGGGCUUCUGUCGACAUCUCAUUCUACACCUAAAAUUGAGCGCAAUGACCAGUUGAGACACACUCUGGACACAGUCUAUCGGAAGACCUGCGAGAGGAACUUUGGCUCCAGACGUUUUGAGGACAAGCUGCUUGAAGAAGAGGGUAGCACUCUCGGUCCCAUGAUUGAGAAUGGCAUCGGCGUUCACAAUCACGUGCCGCAAUUUCAUUCUCCAGACACAAUGAAUUUCUUGAAAAGGCACAGCUAUGCUGGCGAGAGACAAGAUGGGUUCUCCCCACAGAACAUCAGGCCAAGAGCUAGCAACUGGAAUAUAUCUAGAGAUACUGUAAACGGACCAAACAACUACGCUAUGGAUAAUUAUUUACAAGUGCCGCAGAUGCACAGAGGUCAAAACAUGCGUCAGUCCUACAAUGGUAAUGAUAAACAGGUUCUAUCAAUGCAGCAGAACAUGCCAACACUGGAGAAUACAUCCAAGUCGUUCAUGCGCACAUGGAGGAUUGAGUCUUACCUUAAAAACCCGGAUGUCUCUUUUGGGAGCUCUUGUGACUAUUUGGACCAGUUUGAACAACAGGACAAAGCGAACAACUUCAUGCAAGGAAGGAUGAGGUCCUCUCUUGUUUUCAGGUCCACCAUACCUGAACAAAUGGAGCCAAACACGCACAUAAACAGCACUCCUGCUGGUCUGAGCCCCUCAGCAGCCACAAACACACCAUUUCACUACUCAUCGAUGCAGUGGAGUCCAACCGACAACAGAGGAAAUAACGAAGAGUUCAUGUUAAAGAGGCAAAAUUCACAGAUUUUGGAUGACCUUCACAGUAAUGCGGGUUAUGGUCCAGGUAGAACCUCUUACCUCUCCACAUAUGCCAGCUUAGGCAGAAAUAAGGGCACACAGAUCAUCACAAACCCUGAUAUCCUGACUGACAGUUGGAACAAAAGGCAUAGCGUGGCAGAUCCGAGAUCAAACACUGAGUUCACGCAUGAAUCAUCAGGUCAGAUGCGUGGAGCUUUUACAAGGAAGCAAGUGAAUAGAAGCACUGCAGGAAUCAAUGAGCAUAAUGGGGGAUAUAGGUCAAAUCUGAAUGAAGAUCAGAGGUCUGUCUCUCAUUAUGAUGUCAAGAGUAUCACAAGCACAACGAGCCCCAAUGCUCACAUUUGGCAGGAUCCACCAUGCAGGACUGUGUCUGCAGCAGCCCUGGAUGUGAACAGUAAGGAUCUGAAAGACAAAUCCAGCAGUGCAGGCUCUCAUUCAUCUCAGCAUUUCCUUAAGAAGAGCUCCAAGAAAAUAAAAUCCUUAUUGAAUAUACCAGAGAAAAAAGAAGAUUCGAUUAGAAGCAUGGAAGCACUGAGUCUCAAAUCGGGUGAAAGCACAGACACCUUAACUGCUGAGGAUGACGAGAAAACAUCGUACGGUCAACGAAAACUUCACCACAGCACAACCAGCUCAGUCAGGUCCUCUUCGCGGGUUCAGAGGAAUGGGUUGGAAGACGACCAUUUGAAGUCCUCAAAGCCGCGAUUCAGAACAGAGGAGCUGCAAGAUCUACCGCAGGUGUGUCUCCCCAAAACUAGCGCUCAGAAGAAACCCACUGUUCUCGACAAAGGCGUGAGGUCCGGCCUCGAUGCAGGCAGCUGGAGCAAAGAUCGAGGACCUGAGAAUCGCAUGUACAGCCGGUUCGAGCCUUUCUGCUCAAUGGAAAAGAAACACCCUCUACGCAGUACACACAGCUUUGGAAGCACACACUCUCAGGAGAAAACCAAAAGCCCUUCUAAAGGUGAGAUAGCUAUUGAACACAGCUUUAGUCGGGCUUCACGAGGGCAACACGAGAACAGGCUGGAGAAAUUCUUUCACAGAAUGGGAAAUCUCAUAAACAAGAACAAAUAGUGACAAGCGCACAAUCUACACAGGUCACUUAUUACAAAAUCACACUGGACUGGUGACAUUUGCGUAUUAUUGGUAUUUUCUGUGUUUACUUGGGAAAAUGCUUUUAGGAAAAAGUUUACAUUUAAACCUCUGCUUUUUUUUAAUGUGUUUGAAUGCACUGAUGAAUGUCAAUGAAAAGAGUAUAUUUUAUAUGUAUAUAUGGGCCCGAUCUUUUUUUUUUUUUAAAGUUCAAAACACCCGUUAAACUGUCUUCAUGUCUGCUCUCAGCUGGUGUCAGCCUCUGCCAUAAAUUCAAACCCUGUCAAAAAGUAAUUGCAGAUGCAUUUACAAGUGUCAUAUGUAUAUAAUUUAUUGCUGCAGAUGUAGAUGUGUGCACAUACCAAAGAGCUGUUACUGUAGUCACAGGACAAUUCUACUUAAGACAAACUAACUACACUUGAUGAAAAACAUACAUACUGCACCACAUCUUUACCAUUUAUGUCAGACAGGCUGUGUGAAUGCUAAGGGGUUUGAAAUAAAAUUGUAAAGUACAUGUUUUGUUUUUGUAUAAUAAAGUUUUGCACAUUUUUUUC